Molecule: messenger RNA, 22429 nt
Organism: Spirometra erinaceieuropaei
Lineage: Eukaryota; Metazoa; Platyhelminthes; Cestoda; Diphyllobothriidea; Diphyllobothriidae
Source: the annotation of a GenBank genome assembly
AUGAACAGUGAGCCGAGGUUCUUUGAAUACGUGGAACUUUUUGCACAAGAGGUGGUUGACUGUAGUUCACAGUAUGGAACUGACGGACGGACUGCAUAUGUUGCCGAAAAUAUUGCUGGGCCGCCUAAUAUUUAUCCAGUACAUGGCGAUGCAACAAGUUCUUUUGCAUUUGUAAGUCACGACACGCUUGCUUCCAGAGUAAAUGUUGGGGCACUUUGUAGUUUUUUUCAAUUUUAGCCUACCAUAAAGUGCUCCUGGAGGAAGUCGGCGGUAAGCGGCACGAUCGCGGUUACUCAUAUAUGAGUACCUGCUGCAUACUCAUGAGUAUGCAGCAGGUUCUCGGCCGUGGAGCAGCGUCCCCCCGGCGAGGGACGGCGUUUCCUAAUCUUCGAGUUUAGUAAUCCUUUCACAGACAGGUGGAGAAACCAUUUGAAAUGUUUCCAUCCUGUUCUUAACAUCUCCAAUCCUCGUGCCUGAUACGACUGUUCCACUUCGAUAUCAGACUGAAGCGUAGUGCAUUACUGCAAAGAUCGUGCAGCAGCUCAAAUGCUAAAAGAUCGCAUCGGCGUCUUAAAACUAUGUCUUCGCACAUAUUCAAACGAGUGGUUACGUUAUUUUGAAGGCCAGCGACCAUCCUGAUUCAUUUGUGCACAUGAUCAAAACAUACGCUUAACCAUUUUUUGCCCUUUAAUAGGUGGAUGUUCCGAUCAAAGGUAGUCAAUGCAGGUGACUGCCCAUCUUUGUUUCCUACGUAAUUUUGCUGAUGCAGGGGAUUACUGCUGGUUUUAUUCUACACUGCGCUUUCGCCUCCCCUUUAGCGAAACUAUGGCACGAGGUGGCCUAGCAUCUCUUCUUCAAUGUCUUCCAUAUCUGGUGGUGGUGAAGCUUAUCCAAGCACUGACUAUAUUGACUGCUUCUUCGACCGAGCGCUGAUCGUUACGUCAAUCCAAAUAUUUGAGACGUAUUUUCCCGGAGCUGUAGUGGCUAUCCGGGCAUGUUACAGAGAUCAACCAGCGGACAAACCUGUUAAUGCCCGAGGUCUUUAUUGGGUCACACUCUGGCAAGCCUCCUCUGAGAGUCCACAUAACGCAGUGACGGGGGAUAACUCUAUUCUUCCUGCUUCCGCAACGCAAUCAAUGCACGAAAUCGAGGCCCGAAUAUUUGAACCACCUUUUGUGAGUUUGCGAAAUUCCCUGCCGUGCCAUUCCCUUUUAUCUAAGUAGAACAGUUUUUGCCCAAUGUUCAGAUUGUGCAAUGUUUUACCCGACACAGUCGUGAGCGAUAGAUGUUUAUUCAUUAGACAAGUAAAUGCCACUGUCUCUUCCGCUGUCCAGCUUGAAAGUUUUCUAUCCCUUUAUUGCUUUGUUUUUAAGGGCAGUUACGCACAGAUACUGCAGUUUCGCACGUUCGUAGAUGAAUUAUAUCCCUCUUGCUUAUUGACGUUAUAUAAACAAUAGGUCGCCGUGUUAUUUACGUUAGACAGUCAUUUGAGUCAUUAAAAUCAGCCAAGACACCUAUUAGUUUAACGCUGGCUGCAGUCGUCAGAUGGAUUGGAGCUUGAUUGCUUAUGAAAAUCUGUUUUUGCAGUCAGCCUACCACAUUGAAUUGAUGGAUAUUUAUGCCACAGAGGUUAGACGGGUAAUUUAUCACAAAUACAAAGGACUAAAACCCUCCCUCCAGUUGGCAAAGUACUAGCACUACCGGGGCCUUGCCACUUGAACCCCGCCGAGACCACGUUUUACAGCCAGGUGGUCGGCUAACUUCAUCUAUUUACUCUGACAUUUAACAUGAUUUGUUGCUCCUCACCGUUCUACUGCUUUGCCUAAUGAUGCCGUUUGCCAAGUGACACUGGCUUCGCGGUUGCCGUCAGUCCACUGUUGUCCAAAACGCCGAUUCGUUUGAGCACUUUUCUACUUCAGUCAAUUCAACCAGUUACACAAAUUCUGAUUGGAAGCGUUAUUCACCAAACAGAUCUGGAUUUUUCUCGAGCACAAAGCUUGUGCGAAGUACAUUCGAUAGCCUAGAAAAUGCCGGUUCCACUAACAUUCAAGCUGUCAGGCAUCCAAUAUGCCGACGGAUGCUGGAAUGCAUAACCUCUUUACGUCUGGCGAUUUAGCAGUUGCCAGCCAAUUGUCAGCGAGGGCGUGAAGGGUAGCGUCUGGAAUACCGAUUGGCCUGCAAUUUGCCGUAAUCCUAGUUAACAGCAUUUUGUGUAACCACUGUUGGCAAUCAUUAAAUGAGCUCUGUUGCAACGUCUUCCUUGUGAGCUUUCCUAAGCUAGCUAGAUUGCUAACAUGGACAACCUCAAUUAAACAAUCCAGGUGGUUGCCUUGAACUCUCACAAAUGUGAAUUUCGUAUUAACUCCCAUGAUGCAGGUGUCGAUGCGUGAUAUUGCCAUCCAUGUUGCUUCGUUCACGGGAAUUGACAUUCCACACCCCUGAUCAAGUGAUACUGACUCCUCAGUUUAAAGUGGGCCUCUAGUUUUCCAAUCCUGACUGGCCACUGAAGUAGCCUGAUCGCACUUGGCAUCUCAUCAGUAAAUCGCGUAUUGGGUUGCUGUGGGCUUGGUUUUCGAUGGGUCACUGAAAACACUUUGUUGAGUUGGUAUAGAUUAUUUGCCCCCAACAUUGCUGCGAAUGUCUGCCAACGAUUGUCUUGCUGCCAGUCAGCUCAUGAGUGACUCUGACAUUUAAAGCGUAUAGUUGGUGCCGUCAAUUUUUUAAACCACCAUUCCAGAUAUGUGGCCCGGAAAUUUGUCAGAUUAAAGUUCGCGACAGAACAACGCGCAAAAAUCACUGAAUUUCAUUUUUUUUAAAUGAACGUUCUAUUGUCCUGGCGUAGAACGCGCACAAGCGCUACUUCUGUCAUGAAUCCGUCUAUGAAAUCAGCAACCUAUCAUUUGGUUUUCUUUUUAUUUUCAGGAGCAGAGGUUUUUAUUGAUUUGAGAGAAGCAUGGAAAAUGUUAAACAUGUGUACUAGGAUAGUUCGGCGAAAAAGUGGGAAGUCCACUGAAGAGAAUUGUCGCGAGCAUAGUCUCGUGGCUGUAGCUGCAGCGCCUGUAAGCGCAUUUGCAUAUGUAUCCGUACAAGGUGCAGUUUGUGCAUAAAUUAUUGCCUGUAGAUUAUCGAUAAUGGCCAGUCUAAAGUCCGAAUUUCAUGGGUGGAUAAAGAAGGCAUCAGCCUUUUUCGUACUUUUAUUAUGAAACAUAUGGCCCAGGUGGAUCUGUGAAUAAGCUAAGUGCUGUCUUUUUUUAGUCGGUAAAUAGUGCCGAAACUGGAACUGCUUAUGAAACAAAUCCAAUUUUUGUUUUCGAAAGCUUGGAAACCACCUCGUUCCUGCCCUAAAUGCUUCGUGUCGAAAACCUCACUGUCAUAAAAUAAGUAGGCGUAUAUUUCCUGAAACAGAAAACAAAAAUUCGCCAUCUCUCCCUCUAGCCUGGUUUGAAGGGCAGCACAGCAUAAAAUGGUCAUUCAACCGCUUGGCACCUCAUACUGAGGAGUACAGGCCAUAGAUUCGCCCGGAGUCAGUUAUCAUCGUGUCCUCUUGCGCCUUUAGUUAGACACCUCGAUUCCGUCAUGACAUUAUGGACGACUUCAGACCGGGGCUCCACAGGUCUGAACCAUCUCCGUCGGCGAGAAGCAAGGACCUAGUUGAGGCUUUGGGUUGCCGACGAGUUUGGCUGCCUCAUAAAUCCCUAACCUGGUCGCCAUGCUGAUAUCAUGCCAGUUGCAGAGGUUCCUGCGGGGUUGCCCGUGGGUAGUGCUCGUCGGAUUGAUACAGUCGUCUAUUUCAUUCUGAUCGUGCCUGUUUGACAGAAAGUUCGACCCAAAAUAACAAAAUCUGCUCACCGUAUGCCUCGACCGGACAGACAUGCCCAGCAGCAGUCAUAUUUCGUUUGUUGAGAAUUGUUUUAAACACAUUUCCGCCGCCCUCGCACUUAUGCUGGAUACCGCAUGCCGUACUUCUGCGAAAGACCUCCACGGCACAGCACCGUCGUCAGAUGAUUCAGGAUCCGUAAUGCAUCUACCAGACCUGCGGUAUCGCGAGGGACCAGAGGUUAUGAGGAACGUAGCUUUGGUGUGACAUCGCAGGUCGCCCUCCUGGUUCUUCUUGUUCUGAUUUCUUAAGUACCUUAUCAUGCAUAAUGAACGGGGAAAACUUUUACGAAACAGGCGAGUGAGUUGUUAGUAGCUGGGCUUUUGUCCUGUGGUUCGACGAAGCGAGAGGUGCUAGUCGACAAGUCCUCGCGAAAGAGAGGCCGCUUACCUGUGGGCAAGGACUUUCAGCUGGAGAAUUGGUUAGUUUAAGGCGUCUCGGGACCAAGUUGCUAUCAAAUGGGCAAGGGGGUUGACCUUAUCACUCUACUUAAUGCGGCUUAGAUUGAUCGAAGAUGUCCUCGUGCGCGUAGUAUGUUUAUUAAACAAUUCUAUCAGACAAAAUGCUUAUCAGUUUGAGCAGAUGUCUAUGUUGACUUAUACUCGGGCAGUUUCCUACGCUACUAGCUCAUCUAGGCUAAGUUUACUCAUCCAUGCAUAUUUUUCUGUUAGAGUAGUUUGACCUCGAACGUUUUGCCAAACGGAGCAACGUAACAUUCUUUUAAGUGUUCCUUUUGUGUUUUUAUUGUACUUAAAGUCGUCCCCUAUUCAUUGGGAGUUUUGGUCGAUCUAUUUCGGCCGUUUUUCGAGCAAUUAGAUGUUUCAUAAAUGUACGUACAGUAUGUGGGCUAAUUCAUGAAAUGUCAACCGAAAUUCCGAAAUGCGUUUUCGUUUUGAAAAGGUUCAUUAAAUAAGGUUGUAAAACCAAUCAUCACGUAGCGUAAUUCUAUAAUAACUCAGUUGCCUCAGGGUGUCGGCUUUCGAACGAACUUCUUUCCGGGUGUAUGCAGAAAUGGCCGUUCAUAAAACGUCAUAUCUCUGCAUUUACCAAUGUGGCUUGUAAAGUUAACAAUAUGGCUCGAAUCCACUGCUAAAUUUUAUUAACCCCAUAUGGUCUCCUCUUAAUACCGUAGAGAAAUGUAUGGAUUUCCGUACACGGAAAAUAUACGGCUUGUGGUUUGGAAACCCUGAAUGCAAGUGCAACGGCAGGUCGGGGUUCAGAAUUGGAAAAGUUUCUAAAAACCGAAUUAUACCCUUCCUUGGAGUAUAAAGUUAGAAUAGGACAUAAUUUUCUACCGAAUGAGCAAGAGGAUGAAUAUUUUUAUGCAUGUUUUCCAUGAAAUAUAAUAAAAUUGUUGGGGAUAUCGAAAAUCAAUGGGAAAAGUGCAUGCAACUUAAGUAGUCAUUUUUGCAGAGUAAAGUUGUUGAAUGCAGCCGGAAAGAAGUUAUUUCGAAAGCCGGCAUCCUGAGGUAACUGAAUUAUUAUAGAUUACGCUGUACGACCCUACUUACCUAAUCUUCUCGAAACGAAAACACAUUUCGGAAUUUCGGUUGGCAUUUUACGAGUUAGCCCACCUACUGCACAUGUCAUGUGUUAGGCUACGUCCUGUAUGUAUAUAUUUGUGUACGCGCGCGUAUGUGCGUAUCUUUUACUUUUUUCUUAUCCAGUCGCACAUUCCCUUGGUGCCCACUGACCUUAUACGCGUAGAAUUUGAUACGCGCCGGACUGCCUACUUCACCCAAGUGGAUGCCAUACGGGCGAAGGGAUACGCUCCGGUAUCGCCCGAUGCCGCCCAACGCCUGCGAGAGAUGAACGCUGGAGUUGCACAGUCAAAGUCCCGCACCAACUGCUAUCGUGUCCUCCUGGCCGACGAGACUGAGGACUCCUUCUCUUCUCCGAGUGGCGGGGACUUUAGCCAGCUGAGCAUAUCUCCUGCAAAAUGCCUCCUUCCCAAUGUGGUAGGUUUUAGAUUUUUCUUGUUCCAAGCCGAGACUGGCAUCGCACCAGCUGGUGCUCCACAUCUUAGCACAUUUACCUCCUUCUCCCUAGCCUGCCAACCCGGAUGACGUUGACGACACUCCCGACGGGCCUGCGACCAUUCUUCCCGGUCCUGAGCAGGUCGACAACGCUCUAAUCGCUGCCCGCUCCUCUCUCCUAUGUCCACUCUCAAUGGCAGUUUAUGACCCCCCUCAACUGUCCUCAAUAACACUUUUGACACAGUCUACACUCAUGACCUACCGAAGCUCGCAUUUCUACCGAAACAGUCCUCUUAUGUGUCUUCCGGUAGGUCGAUUUCAUUGUUUCCAUUACUUCACAUAACUUUAUGUUGACAAGAGAAGGUUUGACGGACAAAUGGAGCGGUUUCGUCGAUAUCCUGACACUGCAUGACACAGCUGCGGAGCGAUCGGUGCGUCAGUGGGUCCCCCGGCGGUUAUCCCGCGAUGAGUAGAAGUGCUAUGCAUUCCGAGACGAUAUAAUGAAAAAAGAAGAGGUUCUUCGGAAAAACGAUCGAGUUGUACUCGUGAAUUUUCGAAUUGGUGACACCAACCCGUCGUCAGACGAAAUGAAGAUAAAAGAGAGAGUGAGACAGUCACACCAGACUAGUCGACACGACAGGACAAACAUUGACGGACGAACCAUUAGCGUGUGAGGAGGGAUGCGGGCAGGGAGUCAUGCUGGGUUCUGAGCCGCUGUGUCGGCGUGCUCGUUGGCCUCCCCCUCGUCAGACGGCGGGCUGAUCGAUCGUUGUUCCUUAGGCGUGGUGUUUCGGGCCUCGCGAGUACGUCCGUGAGGCAGUGUGCCACAACGGUCACGUGGCAUUCGGUCAGCGCCUUCCCCGCUGUCCGCGAGCGUCGGCAGUCGACAUCGUGUGACUGUUUUUAUCCGUGCUGUUGGCCCUUCCUGGACUGACUCGAGCCUUGUGCGGAGCGCCUGGUAUGCGGGAUGUAGGUCUAUGUCUCGGUUGAGUGUGCCAGUCGAGGACCAACUUUCGAGCAUCGGCCUGGCCAUUUUAUCAUUGGAACGGCCGACCACACUCGCUUUCUCAAAGGCGAAACUGGGGUUCCGCUCCAGUGUGUGGCCAUACACCAACGACAGCUUAUCCUUGCGGUUGGUUGCAAGCUGGUGCUCGUGCACUCUUGUGCCGAGGCAUUUUCCCGUUUCACCAGCAUACCUUGCAUCACAAUUUUGGCAUGGGAUGCCGUAGACCACCGCUGAUUUUUCUGUCACCGGUAGCGGGUCUUUGGGCCUCAUGAUCUGCUGUCUGAUUGUUGAUGCUGGUUUAUGGCCCACCCCAAUUCCCUUGGGGUCGCUCAACGGUCGUCAUGGAUAAGACCGAAUACAGAACUAAACUGGAGAACCUGUGUGGGCCGUUUUUUGAGCUGUUAAUUGAAAGUAAUUAAUCCUUUCAAGUUUUGAGACUUACAAAUGUUCCCACAAAGUUGGACUUGCUCCAAACGUUCCUCAUAACGCAGCUCUGUGCAUUUUUCACAGGGUAACGGGCUCGUGGCCCGGUGGGUAGAGGCGUGGACUUCUAAACCAACAGGUCGCGAGUUCGAGGUUCGGGUGUUUUACACUUCGGGCUUGGGUAUGGCUGGCUGACGACGGCUAAUAAGCCAGAAAUGGCCAUUCCAGUCUCCCUUGUCUUUGUCGGCAAUACCAUUCUGCCUACAUUUUUCACAUUGUAGGACGAUGUCCUGCUCCGUAUCUUCUCCCUUCUCGACCUCCGACAUCUUUGUCGCGUCUCGAGUGUAUGUCGGUAAGCCCUUGUCGUCAUCAUAUUCACUACUAGUGUCAUUUUUGCCUCCACGAACAAAGGGCUUCCCCUUUUGUUCUCUCCAUGCUCGAUUGGUCCCUUGCCAUAUUAUUUUUUCAGGUGGCUGUUAAAAUCCUCCCGGAGUAGCCCUAGUUAUGUCAGUCCACCUCAGCCUCAAAGUUUCAUGGCUUUUAAACCGGCGCCUCCGUCCUCUUUUGUUCUUGUGUCAGUUAACCCAUUUUUGAGCAGACUCCCACAACUUAGCUGUCUGUAUCGAAUUCCAGGCAAGUUUUGCUCCAGCACCUGUAAUGACCGGUUUUUAGUAAAUCUCUUCCCUGCUGACCUGAUAACGACGAAUUGCACCAAAUUCCCGCUCACUAGAAUGCCUUCAUCUCGGUACAGGACAGUUCAAUCGUCGUUUCUGACGAUAUCCACCGCGUACCCCACAGCAGGGUGCGGGCGCAGGCUCGGUGACUUGCGCGUGAGUUGGUGUAUAGUGGUAGCAGUAGUAGUAGUGGUAGUAGCAGUGGUGGUAGUAGUAGCAGUAGUGGUGGUGAUGGUAGUAGUAGUAGCGGUGGUGGUGGUAGUAGUAGUGAUAGUAGUAGUAGUGGUGGUGGUGGUAGUAGUAGUAGUAGUAGUAGUAGUGGUGGUGGUAGUGGUAGUAGUAGUGCUGGUGGUGGCCGCACUAGUAGUAGUGUUGAUAGUAGUAGUAAUGUUGGUAGUAUUAGUAGUGGUAACAGUAGUAGUAUUAGUGGUGGUAGUAGUAGUGGUGGUAGUAGUAGUAGUAGUAGUGCUAGUAGUAGUAGUAGUAGUAGCGGUAGUAGUAGUAAUAGUAGUAGUGGUGGUGGUGGUAGUAAUAGUAGUGGUGGUAGUAGUAGUAGUAGUAGUAGUAGUAGUAGUAGUAGUACUGGUGGUGGUGGUGGUAGUAGUAGUAGUAGUACUGGUGAUGGUGGUGGCGGUAGUAGUAGUAGUACUGGUGGUGGUAGUAGUAGUAGUAGUAGUAGUAGUGAUAGUAGUAGUAGUGGUGGUAGUGGUACUAGUAGUAGUAGUAGUAUUAGUAGUAGUAGUGGUAGUAGUAGUAGUAGUAGUAGUACUGGUGGUGGUGGUAGUAGUAGUAGUAGUAGUAGUAGUAGUAGUAGUAGUAGUAGAAGUGCACCCACCACACUUUCAUUUUCACACACCUGGGCCUGGUGUUUAGACAGAGUCCAGAAGACCGUGGGCGGAAUUGAACGCAGAUGGCCGAUGCGGCGUGAGCCCGCGCCUUGGCAUGCCAUCACAGCCCCUGGUCCGCGCACAAAAGAUCAGGAUUCCAAACAAGAAUAAAGCGUAGACUCCUCAGAUCCCAACUCAGUAGGAGUACCAUUAAGGCCUACAUUAAGAAGGAGCGAUUUCAGCCGGGAAGGAGGACCGAGUAAUCCCGUCAGUUGGCAGCCUUCCCUUAGCUCAUCGUGAUAGAUUCAAGCGUGCCAGAUCGUCCGUAGUGGGAAAUAUGCGCUGAGAGAGUCGACCUCACUCACGCCUGCCUCUUUUAGAACCCAGUCCAGUGUCCGGGCUGACAAGUCAACCGAUGAGGAGAUUAGGCGUAGUGGCUGACUCGUCUGCACGUGCCACACACGCGACCUGGUUCCCCGCGCACAACAUACCAGGGGUGCCUAGUGCGCUUGCAGAAACACGUUCAGCAUUAUUCAGUACUUCCGCAAUUUGAUCACCGGACGCAAUUUCAACAUGCCCUACCUAUCUAUCUCCUCGCACUCUACCACAGCCUUUUGCACUACCUACAUUUAGUGAUCUCAAGGAUCAACAUGAUCCCUUUUCAGUCCAGCAAUCGGCAGUGGUUAUGAGUAUUUUGUUUUUUUAGUCGAAAUUGCGUGUAGCGAUGACAUUUGGUCACUUUCUCAGCGCGGGUUUCUUACCAUAGGUUGUGAUCUCGUGCAUGAAAUCGAGUCCGUGAUCGUCUGAACUGACCGCCAGCAACCAACUAACUUCCAAACAUCUCACCUUAUAGGGAUAUCGUGCGUAAUUUUUACAUCUGACCAAUCAGCCACGACUGGUGGGUACGUUUUAGCCCUCGAAUAGCGGUAGGAGUGUUUCCCUUCCGGUUUCAACUUAUCUUCGACGGCGAGAGAAGCCUAAAUAAAACCAGUCCAACAGCCAGGGUGACCACCUGACGACGUAAACGCCUUCCUUCCAUGAAGUACUUUCGAUAUAAUUUAUCCCACGAUCGCUUGGCUGCCUCGACCCAUGGAACUUUGUUUUUUUGCUAAAUAACUGAACCACACUCUAGCAUAUCCUUAUCCCUAUGCGGGUGUAAAUGUGACCGUGCUAGCCGUACUAACUUGCCCCUCCCCCUCUCCAUCCCUCGGCUUGACCGUGAUCCCAGACUGUUUUACCAUCUGGCCAACUACACGAUCGCCCACCUGACCGCCAUCAACCUCCAGCCUUUUUGGCCCAGCCUCAACGACAAUCACCUCCUGCAUCUGGCCAAACGCCUCUCCUCCACACCCACGACACUGAACCCGUCUCCUUCUCUGGGCAUCGGUGCAUCAGCGGGGCGUCGUAUCUACCUGCGCGAGAUGUUGCGAGAACAGACUGACGCCGCCAGCGUCCCCUCAGUACGCUACCACAGCUGGAACGCACGGCAUCACGGCGUGGCCGAGCAGGCCUCUGUCCUCUCCGGUCUUCUGUCACCGUCGUCUUCCAGUGUGUCGAAACGAGUGCGCGGUCUGUCGGCCACCUUCUCCCAACCGACGAAUGCUGCUGCGGCUGAGGCAGAGUCGUUAGCCUCAUCCAACCCCACGGAAAUCAAACACGAGACCGACGCUUGGGAUGAUGGGGAGACGCAGGUGGAUGUCACUGAGCAGAAGCCGGAAGAGGCAUCGGCGCAGAGACUGCGUCGGCUGGAUAUGUCCUGGUGUGGCAAUUAUCGAUGUGUGAGUACUCGUCCCCCCCCCCCCUGCCCGCUGUCCCCUCUCUCAGCAUCAUUCUCCUGUUGCUGUUGUUAGUCCGCUGGUUUUGUUUGAGCAGGAAAUUCCCCCCUCCCCUACACUUGACGUCAUUGGCUCCCCAGGAAGUCCAGUCAGGUCACGCGGACCUUCGGAUGUCGAUAAACCCGGUUUAAUCGUCACACUCGUCGGACAGCAAUUGCGUGACGGCGGAGUGACUUCCUUCCGUUCCUAGAUUUGAGGGUGUAUGCUCCCGCCCAUCCCUCUGGCACACCAACUGAAGAUUCCAGGGUUGAACAGAAAGACUGCGGCCGAAACCCCAUAAGAUGCCCAACAAAAUUCACCUUGCUGCUGUGCCGCCAUGGCGUGUGGCCUUGUUAGACGUGACUCGUUCCCUAGGUUGGCACCGGAUUCGCACUUAAAAGUGCUAUUGACUCGUGAUCCACGACUGCUUAUUUGUUAUACAUGGAAAUUUUCUUUACGCGUAUCUUUCGCUGAAGGUCGUUUAACUGUCCGUCACCCAUGGACGCAGCUGGUUGCGGUUGCCGGGCUAACAGGCAAGCGCCGACGUCAUACGGUUCCUGUCGUUCCGCGGUAUGGUUUCACGAAGUGCAGAUGGAGUCUCUAAAUGUACUUCUUAGGUCAACCUUUAUUGCUCAUCACUCGGCUGCCGCAUGCAAGGGCAUUUAUGUGAGUUUGAGUAGAAGACAGAUUGAGUCCGUUUUGUACUGCCAAAAAGCCAAGUUUUUGAACAGCUCUCCCACUCAACGUGAACUUACUCCGCCUCAGUGCAGGCCUGGUCCACUGGGUGGGUUCUUACUUCGCAGACCCGCUUUUUAUCAUCGCCCUUUCCACUUUGAGUACCUCUGUGUCAGACUGACUGACGAUCAGAACUCACUCACAUGGAAUUAUUUCAGCUGGUCUUGUCUUUGCACGAAGGAAUACCGUUGUCAGCCAGCCAUACCCAACUCCAGGUUUGGACAACCGUCUGCUGGAAUCCGGACGAGCACGUCCCGUAACCUGAUCGACGAACGCACAUUCAUCAUAGUUGAUAUUACCGAUGGAAUCUGACAGGGCGGCAGACCCGUGGCUCAGUGGUGGGGCACCACACUUGAUAGCGCUCAAUGACCGAUAAAUCCGGAUUCGAAUCCCAGAUUAUCUAGGCCUGAGGUUGCGUAUGGCCGGCUGACAGCAGCUACUAAGUCAUGAAUAGCCAUCCCAUCCUUCCUUCAGUAUUACUGGUCAUUGAGCGACGGCCUGCGAGGUCUUUGGAUCGAGCCUCGGAUCGCAGCGGGAUGAGUAUGUCCCGUAAUCUGAUCGGUGAACACACUUCCAUCAUAGCUGUUGCCUUUGUUCGCCAACUUCCUUCACAGCCGUGAUAUCGUAUUAUGCGGUCAUUUAGCAUAAAACACUUUUGCACAGCGUAUGAACAGCCCCUUGGCAACUUCUUCGUCAAGCAUGCUGGGGGGAGGGGGAAGCAUCCUUCUACCUGCAGCACGUAGUUCAAAUCUCAGCCUAAGAAAACCCGACAUGCUUACGCAUGGAAGGCGAAGAAAAGCAGGAACUUGUGGACCAGGUGUAUGGACUUCCUCUAGAAUAAUACGGUCUGCACCGCUGCAGCAUUGCGAUGUUGUCUCGUACUACCCAAAAAAGGUGGAUGAGAUCAUUUUGUCGCAGACUUCAUGUGUCCGCUUCUGUUUCAUGAAAUCCGGCACGGGAGAUGGUGAAGAGGCAGUUUCAUUGAAACAUGGCCUUAUCACACUCCGUCGAGACAGUAAGGUGGUCUCUCGGGUGUUUCUUGCUGAAGAGCGUUAAUCGAGCAGGUGUAGCUCGUCGCGUGUAGUGCAGCGCUACCCACGACAUCGCUGAGACCGAUUACAUCAGGAAUUAACUGAAACCAUAUCAGCUCAAAACUCCCACGUCGGGACUUUCGCGCCCCAGUACUUUCUCGUAUCUUCAUUGGAGGACAGUUGUUUUUAUGCAGGACGCUUCCAGCCUGGAACGGGCGCGCUCCGCGAGCCCCUUGUGCUCUCAUCGACAGCUUCAACCAUUUAAACAAGCGGGCAGUGCCGCCACCGCCCCCGACUGAGCAAAUUUGCGUUCCCUCUUAUCCGACUCACAAGAUGCACCUAAUGCAGUCUGAGCUGCUUUUCUGCCGGACCGCUAAACAAACCUCGCAGAUGUAGGGGAUAGACAAUUCCCACACCGAUGAGGAAAUCUCGAAUUUCGUCUGAGAUGCGAGCGGCCGUACCCAACAAGGCUUCGGGAAGCUCGGGUCAGGUCUGAGUUGUGUUUUUGCUCCUAUGGGCAGUGCCUUUAAGUCGAUGGCUGGCUGGUUACUCUGCCUCUGAAAAGUGUUGACCCAGGCUAAGUGCGCUGCGGCGUGUCAUCUUUCUGGGCCUUGCGGUUUGUUGGCGUCUGUUAUGUCAUGAUUCAGCAAACCGUGGCUCUCGCAGCCUGCUGUGCGCUGCCAGUUCUCUGCCGGUAGAUGCGCUUGCGCUUCUGCUGAGUGUACAAGUCGUGUGCAUGGUUGCCGAGUCAUCCUCCUCCUCUUUCUGACCCAUUUAUUUCGCUGUUCUCUGGUACCUGCCGGUAGAUGCGCUUGCGCUCCCGCUGAGUGUACAGGUCGUUUGCGUGUUUGCCCAGUCAUUCUCCUUUCUCUGACCGGUUUUGUAGUUGUUGCUUAAAAUCUUGGUCAAGUGUUUGUUGUGGACCCGGGGGGUGUGGUGGUACGUCUAGGCGCAGGUUCCGCCGUGCAUGCCACCUGCGCCCACUUCCGCGUCCACGGCCCCAGGUGGGAGGGAGGAGAGUGUGUGUGGUAGAUGCUGUGAAAGUCUGCUCUCACUGCAAACCAACUCACGCACAAGUCGCCGUGCCUGCUCCACCGUGCUGUGGGGCACGCGGUGGACAUCGUCGUCAACGACGGUCGAACUGUCGUGUUGUGUAUGGGCCAAUAAGGUGAGAUAUGGGGUGGAGUGAGGUGUGCGGUCUCCGUGAAGGUAAAGACAGCUUGAUCGUUGAAUUUCAAAAACACGUGCCUCGAAGUCACCGUUCUGGCAUAGAAGCUUGCCCGUCAGUGACCGCCCAUGAUAAAAAAUAUCUGAUGGCCUCUAUGUGAUCGAGGUUCGCUAGUCACAACUAAAGAACAAAAAUGGCUAGCAGCAAGGAAGUCUUUCAUCUCACAGGCAGUUUAAUUGGCUACUAGGGAUCAUUAUCCGAGGUUUGGUUAGGCAGAAGACGACUGAACAUAAUAAGUCGAAAUCGUACUACUUAGUAGUCUCAAAUCAUUCGUCGGAUUUUCUUCGGCGACUGUCGUCAGCUCCCUGGUGGAAUAAACUAUGACCUCCCUUAUUUUGUUCUGCCUACCUCUUCCGGAUGACCGAUAUUCCCUGGGUGACAUUUUAAAACGCAAGGAUAUUUGUAAAGGGUCACGUUUCAGUGUAGUCUGUAGAGUCAGGUCCAACUUCCUUAACUCCAUUUUUGAAUUCAUGCAAAUCGUCAAACAGGUUUGAUGUAUUUUUAGACGUCGCCUGCAUUAUUCGCCUCGAAUGGAGAGCACAUUAAUGGUUAUGACAUCAGAAGAAGAAGCGAUCGCUGGAACAAUGGCUUUAUUCGCCAGACGUUUCGGAUUCUCUCUUGAAUCAAUCAUCAGAGACAGUUGCAGAAAAGGGUGGCUAGUGUACAGGAAGUCGCAGUAUUUAUAGGAUGCGGUCACCAUGCUACCGCAUACCUACAGCAAUUAACCGUGCUCCCUUCAUCAAGGAUUGUUGCCCGCUGCUGCGCUAAUGGCUUGGUGGCCGACAUGCAAGCCGUUACUUGUCAAAAUGUCAUCACCCGUGUUGGAUGCUGGCGUGAUGAUUGCUCGGCCAUCUGGCUAGAUGGCCUAUAAAUACUGCGACUUCCUGUACACUAGCCACCCUUUUCUGCAACUGUCUCUGAUGAUGAAUUCAAGAGAGAAUCCGAAACGUCAGGCGAAUAAAGCCAUUGUUCCAGCGAUCGCUUCUUCUUCUGAUCAACUAGUUCCUGGAACUCGCAUCUUCGCUUGUAUCGGUUAUGACAUCAUCAUUACAUCGUUCGUCUUGCUUAUUUUAUGUUCGGUGUAUUUGAGGAAGAUAGAUAUGCGUAACCUGGAAGCAGGCAUAGGCCCUGAAGUAAAAAAAAAGCGUAGUUUACUUGGUACCAGAGGAAAUAUUUUAAUAUCCAGCUUUACCCUUUACAGGGGGAGGACAAUCUAGCCGAGACAAUGAGACGAACUGGCAUCAAAUCUCCACACAAUUUCCUUAUCCUUGGAGAAAAGUGACUUACGUUAUUUAGGUGCGCUGUAUAUGGCAACGCCCUCUGACUUGUGACCACUUCGGUAGCUCCCCUCCGACAGCUUUGGCGUAUGAUGCAGUUUUGCUUAAUCCUAGGUCUUUAGUUUAUUCCUCCUGCUCGUCCUUUAGUACAACCCUCGUCUCCACUCCCCCUCCCUGCCAUCCCUAGGUCUCUCCACCCUUCUUCUGCCACUUCCUCUCGGAGGCGUGUCAGCAACUUACCUCUCUGCGAUUGGCCGCAUGUCGGAUGGUCACCGAUGACAGUCUGCUGCAUAUCAUAAACACUUGCGGUCUUUUACAAGGUGAGUAGUUUGUUGCCACUCUCUCCCCCUCUGUCCCUGGUUGCCUAUUUGCCGUUUGUUUUUCGGUGUCUCGGAAGCCUUCCUCGUCUUGAUUUCAUAGCAUUGGUGGAUGGCACGGCUUCCCCGCUUCUUCAGCAUUCGAAAGUCGAAUGUAGCCGCUUAGGUUGUCAUAUUUCCUCCCUGUUGAGAUUUUUAGUUCCUUGAGGCUCAUCUUCGGUCCCUGUGAUGCUGUUGGCGGGGCAUUUUGGUUCUGCAUCUGUAGAGGGGGGAGCCUUGCGACGGCUCGUGACUCUACGUGCUCCUGUUUGCCUGUUCACCGCAUCGUGAAUCACGGCCCUCCACUGCGAUCAUGCACUAGGCAGACUCGGGCCACCCGAGUUCAGACAAGUUGACGUCUCAGCCAAUAGGGCCUUCCUUGGGGUUGGUGCGGCUGAGAUGUUAACCCCCCGGGCCGAUUACAGAAACCUGAUCGACCCAACGCAACGGGCGCAGCACUGACACCUUGUGCGGGCUUAUGCAGCAUCUACCGAGCUCUUUCCUCUCUCGUCCACCUUGCUUCGAUGGUGAGACAGUGUUAAUACGACCGGGGAGGGACUCUAGCGCAAUUAUUGGCAAAACGAAUCAGUCCGUCUACGCGGGCCACGCGCGACCUACCCCCAUUACGCGUGUCAGACUUUCGCUAGCGCGUGCGGAUCCCACCCAAAUGAGAAUGUUAUAAGGGCAACACCGGGAGUAUGCCACUGCGGCCUGAAUCUAUUUCCUGGGAACGACUGACUUAUCCCGUCCAUUUUCAGCCCUUCAAACCACGAACGCCUCAGAUUUGUCACAGUGUUGAAAGCUGUUCAUCAGUAUCGCCCACCUUCUCUCUUUUACCUGCCGUACACCAGUCGACUGUCCGUGCCUGUCAGCCCGCUGGCGAUAGGAUUGACCUCGAGCACUGAUGCGACAUGAAGGCCUACGUAUAAGGCGUUCCAUCACAGGCACACACACACACACGUACAGCCGUAGUUAAGAACUCGCGCAGGCUCGGCACAGCCUGAUAAACGCGAACCGCGAGCCACUCUGGCCUGGCAGACCUACGGCACAGGCCGUCGUGGUGACCAAGCGAGUUCGGCUGAUGAUGGAGCAGAAACGCCAUUUCAGACGGGGUAUCUCUUCUCAGCUCACGGGUCAUACCCCACAUUUGCCUAGAAGGAUUAUUUCGAUUGGAUGAUCGUAUAGUCGCAGCCUGGUCUUUCAGCUGAUCUCAUGUCAUAUCCAGAACGCUAGGUAGAUUCGGAAGAAGGCCAACGUAGCCGAUCGCGACGAAUUUCGCAGCCUAUAUGAACUUCGGGAAAGCCGUUGAAGUGCCCCACAACGGGCUCGCUGCAGAUGCGCUGGACCAAAACGGGGCCCAGACUGACUCACGGUGCGCGCUGACCGGGUUGCGUGGUGCUCGCACGAUUCCACACCCACUGGCCUGCGUGUGAUUUGGGACACGUCAUAGACGCCGCCUCAGUCACUGCACCCAAUCCAAUCACCUGCUGGUUGGCAAGCUGGAACGGCCGACUGGUCCGCGGGAGAGGGAACGAAGAGGGAGGCUGACUCGGAGGAAUCAAUGCUCACGACACUAGCGCAUUCCUAACUAUGAUAAAUCGUAGUCUGUCAGGUUGCCAAUUGACGAGGUAACUCGGCGCCUAGUAGGACUAAGGGCCAGGCUCAGGGACUCCCCCUUAAUAUGACACUCACGCACGUGAGAUUCGAUCCGCUUUUAUGGAGGUCCGGCACAUGCUGUGGGAGCUAGGUUGUGCGUGGCACGCGUAGACGGGCUCCUUCGACUUGUCUGACACUGCGCCUAAGCCUGCUUCCAGUCGUUUCGACAGCGUUUUGUUAUCGUAACAAGGUGGGGGUGAGGGGGACGAGUGCGAUAGAAGCUGUGCAAGUCCUCCUCACCUAUCCACUCGCCUGGUCCUCAGUGCUGCACCCGUCCUGUGGGAUGCGCGGUCAAACUUUCGUGGCGGCCGGUGACCGUUUUCAUUUGCUUCACUCGAAACCUCGGUGUUUUUACUGACUUUAUGUUUUUAACAGGGAUGCUGAAGGUCAUUGUCUUGUCUGUGACAACGUCGCUGGUCUGCUCAUCGCUUGCAGCCGGGCGAUGCUCAUCCGUUACUUCUUCAGUCUCAGGUGCCGCGAGUUUGAUCGCCUGACCUAAGUGCACUUCCUUGAUCCACAUAGAGCAGUUGUCACCGCAGCAUCUGACGACUGCACGUGAAUCGUGGUCUUUCCGGCCUGCGAUUUGGCGCACCUUGAAAGAUCGCACCACUGACAAGUAGGGUAAUUACGAAUUCACCAAGUGCAACAGCGUCGGAGUUUGAGGUUGCAGUAAAGGCCUAUCGGCACGACGCUUCACGAGACUAUGAUGCACGUGUCGCUCACAUUUCCGAAGCCACAUAAGAGCAGUUAGCCUGUCUCACCUCAUCCGGUGGAGUUGUUUGUGACUCCUGGUUUACUUACACUAGAGUGGCCAGUUGUGCUAUGACGCAUGUUGGCGAGAGUUCUAGACCAGUUCAGCCACCGUCUAGACCGCUCUACAGUUUCCUUGAUCCUCCUUGUCGUCUUGGAUGGACAAGCUCUCAGGUACAGUCCUUGAGAACCAUGGGCUCUACUGACGUCGCCGUUUGAUGGGACCCCGACGGGCCGUUAAUCAAAAUUAUUUAUUUAUUUAUUAUUUAAUAUAACUUGUCAAUCUCGGAGACGCGUUUACUUUGUGUCAUCUUUUGCCUUUUCUUUUUUUCCUAGAACUUGAUCUCUCCUCGUGCCGGUCAGUGACAAGUGCUGGUUUUGUGCCUCUGGGCCGUCUGAUUCAUCUGCGCUGGCUCAGUCUCUAUCGAACCCAGGUAGAUGAACAGGCUCUCACCAAUCUGGCCAACCUGUGCCAGUACUUGCGUCACCUGAGUCUGGGGUCUUGUGGAUCUAUUGCAAAUGUGGACCCGGUUAUCGCUCAGAUUGCGGCCAAUAACCCGUUAGUCUUUUUUGUCCUUCUUCUUUGCUGCCAUGAAAUUUAACUGUUUUGCCAGCAAGAUUACGAUGUGUCCUUGUGCCCGCCCUUACACCUCCUUUGCCUCAAGACUGUUGGAAUCGCUGGAUCUCUGGCGCUGUCGUUCACUCACCGCGGAAGGACUAAUGCGAUUGGCUGACUCUUCGCCGAGUCUGCAGCACCUUGAUCUAGGCUGGUGCUCGGGGGUUGAGUCGCAGCCCUCUAAUUGCUUUGCCUACCUCGUCUCCAGGUGUCCGAACCUCCGGACAAUGAAUCUCACUUCCAUUCGGUACGUGAUUAUUUUCGGCUCUUUACGUCUUGGUAUCCACCAGUAGUCCGUAACAUUAAUCAAUCAUGCCUACUUGAUUGUUUUAAGUAGUACAAUAAGUUUCACUGCGUAUGGCCUCGUAAAUUCCGACUCUAUCUCUUUCUUUACGUUUUAGUGUCCAAUGUUACUGCCAUUUGGUCAUGCCAGCGUUCCAUAGACCAGUUGUUUUUCUCUUCUGCAGUUGAAAAUAGGGAAUCCACCAGUAGUCCGUAACAUCAAUCAAUUAUGUCUACUUAAUUGCUAUAGGUAGUAUUUACGUUUCGCCGUAUACGGCCUCGUACAUUCCUACGUAUUUUCCGUAGUCAUGUGCUUUUCCCAACUUCGCAUAAUACGAACUCCGUUUUGCAGCGACAAGGCCCACUGAUCUUGCACUUCUGGCAGCACUACUCAUGAGUGUUUCAGCCAACUUCAUGUAGCGUGCAAGUAGUAAGUGUAGGCAGAGCGCCACAACAAUCACGGCUGAGUCCCAUUUUAAAGGAGAAGAGGAUGGACACCACUAGUGAUCGUGUAUUCCGCUCAGAAACUAGAUUGUAACCUGAACCCCAACGUGCGACCUACUCCGGGACUGCGCGCGCAUCUAUCCGCCAGGGUGACGUUGGCGUGGAGGAAUAAGAGCUACAUCCGAGUCGGUCGCUGUCAGCUUGGUCAGUCGAUUGGGUGAUAGCAGAAUUUUUGUAGGCGCUUGUGAUUGGCGACCCUGGAGGGGCUGCAUGUGUGCAUGUUCGGCCUUCUCGGCACUGUAAUCACCUGAUUCUUACUGUGACAUAAGCAAUUCAGGCGCUACAGUAUGAUGAGUAAUCGCCUUCCCCACUGCAGUGGGUCAGCAGUCGACGGUGAACCAACCGAUACUCCAGCCACUUGACUUUUAAUUGGUCUCAUGGACAUCGAGAGUAAGUCCCGGAAGUGUCGGCUUUCAGCAGAGAGCAGACAGCACGUUCGAUUGGUUUUCUUAGUUACAAACCAUAUCCGUUCAUCAUCAAAAGUGCAGUGGAAAAGACCAAUUUGGAGAAUUGGGCGCAAGAAACGUCGACCGAACACGCCCAAGCGACGAAUAUCCUGGAGAGCGGAAGUCAUGUAUCGGCGGAAGGUCCGUGGUCCUCGUUUUGCGUAUGUCACGACCAUUUCAAAAUUUUGACGGAGUCGAACGAGAGUCUUCUCUGCAGCACAGGCUACCCACCAAUCUACCUGUAGACAUAAGAGGUUUACGUGUUCACAUAGGUGAGUAAGACCUGGGAUCAGAGCCUACGAUAUCACCUGUGAAAUUUGAGCGUUCACGUCAAUCUGGCGUUCGACAAGGUUGUAUCCUGUCGCCCAUUCUGAUCAACUACGCCAUCGACUGGAUUCUUGAAAGAUCCCUACAUGGUUUUAGCGGCGUUGAGUUUGCACCCGGACGCCGACUAACUGAUCUUGACUACAUUGACGAUGUCAUUUGACUACCCUCAGGCCUUGAUGAGCUGCAGCCUGUGGUAAGUGGAGUCAUUAAAUCUGUCAGUUUAUCCAUAAACCCAGCGAAGACCAAAGUGCUUUCGAGCUGCAUUCCUGAUCGGGAGAGGACAACCCGUUGGGAUCAAUGGCUGUCACCUCGAAGAAGUAGACAAUUCCGGAUAUCUCUGGCGAGAGGCUGCUGCCGAAUGAGCAGACCUGAGUGUACCGUUCGUCCGUCCGGUCAGUCCUCUACAGUUGCGAAUGCUGGGUUAUCCACGUAGAAGAUGAGUGAAAUCUGGAGGCAUUCGACCUCCACUGCCUGAGGACCAUUCUUCGAGUGAAGUGCACCGACUUUGUCUCAAAUGCGUUAGUCUGCACUCGCUGCAACAGUAUGGCAAGGCCGUCCAAGAAAGACCACCGAGGUAGCUUGGGCACAUUCUCCAUCGUCUGCUUCAUGAGCUCAAAUUUGCCGCUCCAGAUCUUGCGCCGUUGUCAACGAAGAGAAGGCUAGCAUAAAACCUGGCUCGACACAGUACACCAAGACGUGGGAGAAGUUCUUGGUCCUUCGGCAUUCAGUCUCCACCGCUAAAAGCGGCAGUGGGUGGGGCUGCCCUGAUCCGCUGUUGCAGAUCGUUACGCGUGUAGAGGUACACUUCGCGGCGUCUUUAUGGGCGACUAGAUCAGACACAAUCACAGUUGUGCAAAGUACAAUGUACGGUCUUCCUUAAAUGAAAAAUGCCCAGCUUGCAGCUGAGGUUCACGAAGACUGAAGAUCUAAAAAUUCUUAAGACCGAAAAUUGUCCUUUCUUCGGACACGAGAUCGGAAGAAGAUUUAAUUUGCCAUCAAAUGAGUGCAAGAAAAGAUAUUUUUCUGCACGUUUCCUACAAAAUAAACUGGAAUGUACAAGGGCAUCGAAAAUCGUUUGGAUAAAUUCCUCCUGCUUAAGGAGCCACUUUUUAGCUAAUAUAUUUUAUCGCAGGUGGCUAUCAUUUAAAAGCCGGCAUUCUGGUGUAACCAGUAUUUCACCGCCGCCCAAGUAUUGCUAUCUAACGAAAAACACAUUCGAAGUUUCGGUCAACAGCUCAUGAGAUACGCCACACCGCCGCCCUCCACUGCUACUGUUUGUUGAAGCGCCUUGAAGGUCUUGGACAGUUUUACUCCGAAAUUCCCCGAGUUCGUGCUGUGCAGACCAUGUGUUCUCAUUAUACCAGCACCUUAAACCAGUCGUCCAAUUCUUUUCAGUGACUUCCGUUGUGGUUUACCGCUCCCCUGAUUCCCUGCAAGACAGUUGUUUUUGACAGAAGACGCCUCAAGCGAUCGUCAGUUCGGCAAAACAGUAGGAGACAGCCAAGCCCAAACUCUCUCAUGUGUUUUACAUCGGCGUUUAACACCGACCGAGCCUUCUUGUCAAUACUUUCCUUUUUGGCAUCACGCAUUGCAGGGAAGGUUAGAACCAAGCGGACAGGCUUUUGCACGAUCGCGCGGCCGGGCCUAACCAAGUGAACAAGUCGGCAUAUCAAACGUGUCCUGCCACGCGUGGGCAAGGGUUCGCCUUGCCUGUUUUGGUCUCUCGAUUCUCUUCAGCACCGGGAUCGUCGCGUAUUGCCCCCCCCCUUCCUCUGGGUACUCUCUGUUGGUUGUCUAAGGAGGCCGCUGUUUGCAUCAAGUCAGCGUCCAGCGUUAGUUCCUGCACUGCGGCGUACACGACGGCAUCACAGUGGCACGCACGAACCGCCAUAUUUGUCCUUACAUUCCUUGCCGGGCAUUUUCCCACUUUAACAAAUGAAACUGCUGCUCGAGCACUGUGAGGGCAGCUCAACUGUUUACCCUUCUAAUUGACAGUACAUCGUGCUGACUACGUCCCCACACCCUUCAGGAACAUGCGUUUCAAGUGAGACCUGCAUUUCCCGCUUCGUCGGUGUUGAGGACUCUCUCCGCCGAAACAUUUGCUGGUUUCAAUAUAAGGACCUCCUCCUCCUCCUUCUCCUCCUCCUCCUCCUCCUCCUUUACUCUGGUCGUAAAUUGCCAACGUCGAAAGUUACAGUGUCUCCGUUACUGAAUCCUAAUUCGUUCCAUUCAUUCUUUUCAGUUCUAUUUGUGAGACCGAUCUGCAAGCCUUUGGGGAGGGUCUGGAGGACAGCCUGGAGAGUCUAGAACUUGUUGGCAACGGUUUGAUCACCCAGACCGCCGUAGAGACCCUGUUGUCACAAUGCAAGAACCUCCAGUUCCUCGAUCUCUCCAACUGUCCCGGCAUCUCCCUGCGCGCCUUUCUCUGCCUCUGCGCGAAUCACCCCACCUGCAAAAUUGUCUCCAACUACCAUGCCUUCGUGUCGGCCGCUCGUGGCGCCGCCGCCGCCGCUGCCGCCACCACCAGCAGCAGCCCUGCGGAGCUUCCGCCGGCCAGGAACCUCCAGUCCCUGCCCGCACCUCCGCUCCGGCCUGUUGUGAUUGAACCGGAUGAAGGGUCCUGA